Messenger RNA from Clupea harengus (Atlantic herring), 2701 nucleotides. RefSeq names its product growth hormone secretagogue receptor b (gene ghsrb). NCBI's taxonomy places the organism in Eukaryota, Metazoa, Chordata, Actinopteri, Clupeiformes, Clupeidae. Gene Ontology annotation, biological process: hormone-mediated signaling pathway; G protein-coupled receptor signaling pathway. Gene Ontology annotation, cellular component: plasma membrane. The record is from RefSeq and is a predicted model, not a curated record. Gene Ontology annotation, molecular function: growth hormone secretagogue receptor activity.
AUGACCAACUGGACAAACAUCUCAAGCUGCCAGCUUAGUCUCAGCUUGUGCAAUGCAGAGGCAACUGACAAUGAGACCAUGGGGGAUUACGGGGAGUACCCUGUCCAACUCUUCCCUAAGUCGUUACUCCCUGCGAUAACUGUGACCUGUGCUCUGCUAUUCCUUGUGGGAGUUACAGGGAACCUAAUGACCAUUAUUGUGUUCACUAAAUACAAAGACAUGCGAACGACCACAAAUAUGUACCUGUCUAGCAUGGCAUUUUCGGACCUGUUGAUUUUCAUGUGUAUGCCUCUGGACCUGUACAGAAUCUGGCGUUAUCGGCCAUGGAAUUUUGGGGACCAACUCUGCAAGCUAUUUCAGUUCGUCAGCGAGAGCUGUACUUACUCGACCAUCCUGCACAUCACAGCGCUGAGCGUGGAGAGGUAUUUCGCAAUAUGUUUCCCGCUCAAAGCUAAAGUUGUGGUGACAAGAGGACGCGUGAAGUGUGUCAUAGUCGUUCUCUGGCUGGUGGCUUGCUGCAGCGCGGGACCCAUAUUCGUUAUUGUCGGAGUUAAGCACAUAAAUGGAACAGACCCACUUGAGACAAAUGAAUGCACAAUUACGGAGUACGCCAUCCGCUCCGGACUUCUAACCAUGAUGGUGUGGGUGUCCGGUGUUUUCUUCUUUUUGCCUGUGUUGUGUUUGACAGUUCUGUACAGCCUUAUUGGCAGACGGCUGUGGAGGAGAAAGAGAAAUCCGUUUGCACACAACAUUUCCAACCGGGACAAAACUAAUAAGCAAAGUGUGAAGAUGUUAGUGGUGGUAGUAAUGGCGUUUGUUCUCUGUUGGCUACCUUUCCACGUGGGACGCUAUCUCUCCUCGAAGUCCUCAGAGGCCAACUCACCGCUCAUCUCUCAGAUCAGCGAGUACUGCAGCCUGAUCUCGUUUGUGCUGUUUUACCUCAGCGCAGCUAUAAACCCUAUUCUAUACAAUAUCAUGUCCAACAAAUACAGGAUAGCAGCAUGUAAACUCUUCGGAAUGAAGCAUUCGUCAGAGAGAUCGGCAACCGUCAAAACAGAGAGCGUGCCUGGAUGGGGAGAAUCAAGUGGCAAUACUUACCUCGGUGUCAGCUGAAUUUGGGAAGAUGUCGGGGCAUACGAACUCGAAAGCUUCCCUGUGAUGCUGACAGAGUUCGCCUGGUCUUUAUCGAUGAGCUCCAAGGUCCCUAAUAAAAUAGACAGAAACACUGAUGUUGCGUUUUUGUGAGUCAGAACUAGCAUGUCAUGGACUCAUCAACUUGUCCUCACAACUGAUUACACUUUUUAUAGCCCGCCAACUGCAUUGUAGAGUUUAUGAGUGUGUUAUGAUUCCAUAUGAGAAAUUUUACAAUUACGAGUAAUUACAAUUAAUUUCACUACAUUACGAACCCAUUGUCGUUAAGCACAACAAUCACAAUUAUGUAAGCUAUGAAUGAACACACCUAACCUGACAAAUUGAAAUGUGAUUUCUGGAUCAGCGCUUCUCGUACUGCAGCACAACCAAAACAGCGUUUGUCAAUUACUAUUGUUGCCUGUUGAAGUUGACCAGGCUGUGUUUUAACAUUGGGUCGUUUCUUGCGUAUUGUGUAUUUGUUUGGACGUCUCAUCGGAUGGGCUUGAAUGCCAGUUUUGUAUUUUAGAUGCCACCAACUUAAGUUGUUGAAAAUAUGCACACAGACACAUAUACCGUACACAUACUUGAAAAUGCCUUAAUUUAUAACUUACACUGGAUGACAAUGUGAGCACUGUAGAUGUGUGUUAUGUACAUAGUUUCGUCGACGUGACAGGGAUCUACUGAACGUUUGAUUUCAAACUUGUAGCUGUGUUGUAUUUGUACUUGAUGUUGUUUAAAAGUGCACUUAAAAUGAUGGCACAUUUGGUGAAAACCAGUCAUAUAUUUGGCACCGUCAUUUACUGUUUGCUGGUGUCUGGCGUAGCUUAAAAUGGAUGGUUGGGCUUAUGGUUAUGAAUGUGUAAAGCUGUUUUGUCGUUUCUCUGUUUUCAUUUUCUUUACUCAGUGCAGGCUACAAAGCUUUCAUAGCAUUCGUUUUAACAUGCUAUAGCAACAGACUUCGUCAGAAAUAUUCAUAUUUGUACAGCAUGAAGCUGCAGUUAGCUUGCUAAGAGCAUUGUAUUUCUGCAAAAGCACAGGUCAUGUGUACAAAUGCAAGACAUAAACAAUGUUUGAAUGUUUCACAGUGAUAACAGUGUAUAUUUAAAAGAUGGCAUGUGUAUUUUAUUAAUUUAAUUAAAAUCAGAGUAUUUACCUAAUCAUAUAUGUAUCGGAGUAUAAUGUUGAUGCCAGUGGUAUUUUGUAGCCAUGGUGUUAAAAUCUUUUUAUUAUUAAAAAAAAACAAAAAACUUUCAUUCAUUUGAACAAUAAUUGUUUCAGUACUUUCAGCAAUUUUUUUCAAUCAUUUAAAGCAUGCCUGUUAAUCUUGUUUUGGUCAGUGAUUAAUCGCUUUCUGCCCAGCGCAUAGCUCUCACUGCCAAACUCCUGGGCUAUGCGCACAGAGCGUGAUACUGAUCAUAAAACGGCUGACUCGCCUCCCCCAGUAAGGGGAGUGCAUACCUCAGACCUCUCAGUAUAUGGCCUCUGUGGCAGGUUUAUGUGAUAUAUGCUAAUUGAGUUAGCCUGGCUAAAAGCACAGUCUUGGGUCUCAUCAACACUCUAAAACCAGGGG